Molecule: messenger RNA, 1307 nt
Organism: Cajanus cajan (pigeon pea)
Lineage: Eukaryota; Viridiplantae; Streptophyta; Magnoliopsida; Fabales; Fabaceae
Gene: HB1
Product: hemoglobin 1
Molecular function (GO): oxygen binding; heme binding
Source: RefSeq, a predicted model, not a curated record
AGCAAAUGGACUACGCAGGUAAACUUGAGUACAACAAGUCAGCCAUACAAACGAGAAUGACUCCCCAAUGCCAUGAAGGGCCAAUGAAUCCCACUAUAAAAACUUUUCCAAAGCAAGCUACAAUAACAUCAACCACUUUCACUACAAUCACAAUCCUAAACCAAACUAGAGAAAAUGACUACCUUGCCAAGAGGUUUCACGGAAGAGCAAGAAGCUCUUGUGGUCAAGUCAUGGACCGUAAUGAAGAAGAAUUCCGGAGAGUUGGGCCUCAAGUUUUUCUUGAAAAUAUUUGAGAUUGCUCCAUCAGCUCAGAAAUUGUUCCCAUUCUUGAGAGAUUCAACGGUUCCUUUGGAGCAAAACCCCAAGCUCAAGCCCCAUGCCACGUCUGUCUUUGUCAUGACCUGUGAUUCAGCGGUUCAACUGCGGAAGGCUGGUAAAGUCACAGUCAGAGAAUCAAACUUGAAAAAAUUAGGUGCUACCCAUUUUAAAUACGGCGUAGCAAACGAGCAUUUUGAGGUAACAAAGUUUGCACUUUUGGAGACCAUAAAAGAAGCUGUACCUGAAAUGUGGUCACCAGCCAUGAAGAAUGCAUGGGGAGAAGCUUAUGCUCAGCUGGUGGAUGCCAUUAAAUCUGAAAUGAAACCCUCUUCUUAGACUCCAUCUUACGCAGUUCUUUCCCUCUUGAAUUGAAUAAAAUUGACGGGGAGCCACACUAAACCCCUAGUUGUUAUAAUAAAAGUGCAAGUGAUUGGGCCUGCAUAUGCUCUUUUUUUUUUGUUUGAAUUUGACAUACUUUAUGUAACGUAGCUACUAUUAUUUGUAAUUGCAUAUCUUUCAUGAAACUAUUAUUGUUUGUUUGUCUUUGCCAUCAGAAGGGGCAAAUCAGACCAGUAAUGACUAUAAAAUGCUAGUGAAGAACUUUUGAAGUCAAUAUAAUUCACAAAUUUUAACAUGAGUUUGAGGAUUGUGUUUGUGAACAAGAGGUGCAAUAACUAGCAACCUAGCAUUGAUGGCUGGUUAGUGCACAUGAGAAAGGGGUAAGGGGGAAUUGGAGAGUGGGACCCACGUGAGGCAAUAUACAUUGCACAUAGACACUGGAGUCUGAACUCAUGCAGAGGAAGCAGUUCGGAGUAUGGUACAUGCUCUUUGCUUCUGAAUUGCGAGGAAGCACAUGUACCCAUUUGUCUCUGCCUGUUUGUGCUUGUCUUUGUGUCUCAUUCCUACUGGAAUCUGGAAUGGGCACCAUGUAACACGGGGAAUACAAAUUCUCCUUAAUUCUUAAAAUUUUAUACGUUAUUUUAUCACUA